Haemonchus placei is the source of this 312-nucleotide messenger RNA. Lineage: Eukaryota; Metazoa; Nematoda; Chromadorea; Rhabditida; Trichostrongylidae. The record is from the annotation of a GenBank genome assembly.
ACUUCUAUGUUUCCGAGCUCAAUAAGUCUCCAGCUAAUCGCAGCAGUUCUUCGUCAAGCAGACGAGCUUCCUCGACACUUCGAGCGAUCAAAACUUCUGAUUAAAAAUAUACAGAUUGAUGAUUUAGGCGGAGAUCCAUUCGCCGAUCCAAUGUGGAUUCCGACCUUGGAUAUUUGUAAAUUAGAUUGUGACAAGGCAACUGAGUAUUGCGUAGAAAAUGAAGAACUCAAGCAACAAUGUAAAAAGAUGCCCGAAGAAUGCAUACAAUUGUUGCAUGAGAAGCAGAUGGUCGACAAAUUCUUCGACGACUAA